Molecule: messenger RNA, 363 nt
Organism: Cercopithifilaria johnstoni
Lineage: Eukaryota; Metazoa; Nematoda; Chromadorea; Rhabditida; Onchocercidae
Source: the annotation of a GenBank genome assembly
AUGGUGCCAUUUCUCAUCAUCAAAUAUUUCAUUGCUCUAACAAUAAUAAUAAUAUUGUCAAUUGAUAAAACAAAUGCACAAAUUUUGCAUGGAGCUCUUCGAUCGUUCAAUGGUAAUAUCGCAGGUGGCAACUCAUUAAACAAUAAUGCUAACGUUGGGAGAGUGCCGGCAGCAGUACAAAAUCAGGCUCAACGGCCUGGUUUAUUGAGUUCUGGACUUAGCGCUGGUGUUGGUUUCCUUGCAGGAACCUUGCUUGGUUCCUCUUUGUCACGCAGUAAUUACCGCAGUUAUCCACGCUAUUAUCCAUACUAUGUGUACACACCAUAUUAUUACUACCCUUAUUAUUACUAUAACCGUGGUUAA